UUAGCAUGAAGGUUAUUCCAGUCAAACAUUCCUACAGCCCACCCCCUUUCCUCCCUUAAAAGGAAUUGAAUUUCAUUUGCAUGUAUCCAUCUGGAACAGGCGAGAGACCGUGUCAGGAAGAGACGGGGCGCCUUGUGAGCUCUCUGCUGAGUGCAGAUUUAUAAUCUGAUGAACAGAGAGAGACCCAGCUAACACCCCACUCCUUCCCACUCAAGGCCACAGCUCCAGGGCAGAGUGAAAGCACUUAGCCUGGGUUUUGUAUCUAAAGAAGAAGAACACAGUGCUGAAGACCAUUUCCUGCUUGUUGUGGAGUUGGGGAUCUGUCUUGCAACCCUGGAUCAUGGCCUGGCUGCUUCCCAGGGCUUGCUGCCUAAAAGUCUUCUGUCAGCCCUCUAGAGGACCCUUUUCUUCUGGAAUAGCUAGAGCUUGGAGUGGUGGGCCUCUGACUGCAUAUAUGCCGGAAGCUGUAGCAUUCGCUGGAUCAAGGGACCACCCAGGGCUGUACACAGUGUCAGUGGAGCAGGUAGAUGAAUUUUGGGGAGCUCUAGGGAGAAACCGACUCAUGUGGAUUAAUCCUUUUCACUCUGUCAAAGACUGUAAUCUACAGCAGGGCUGGGUGUCCUGGUUCCUGGGAGGACAACUGAAUGUAGCAGUGAAUUGUCUGGAUCGACAUGUCCACACAGCCCCAAACAAAGUGGCCCUGAUCUGGGAGAAAGAUGAGCCUGGGAAAGAAGUCCGGGUUACAUACAGAGAACUGCUUGAGUUGACCGGCCGUCUGGGAAACACCUUGAAACGACAGGGAGUGAAAAGAGGUGACCGAGUCACCAUCUACAUGCCCCCAUGCCCUCUGGCUGUGGCAAGCAUGCUAGCCUGUGCCCGGAUAGGAGCCGUACACACUGUGGUAUUUGCUGGAUUCAGCUCCGAGGCUCUAGCUGACAGGAUCCGGGAUGCGCAGUCAGAGACAGUGAUCACUGUGAACCAGGGGUUGAGGGGGGGCAAGGUUAUUGAGCUGAAGCAGACAGUGGACCAGGCCGUGCGUGUGUGCCCGCUGGUGAAGCGAGUUCUGGUUUCCAUGAGGACUGAGCAGAAGGUUCCCAUGUCAGAACUGGAUGUGCCACUGGAAGAGGAAAUGAUGAAAGAGGACGUAUGCUGUGAGCCUGCUGUCAUGGAGAGUGAAGACUUGCUGUUCCUUCUCUACACAUCAGGCAGUACUGGCAAACCCAAGGGGCUGGUCCACUCCCAGGCAGGAUACUUGCUCUAUGCUGCCAUCACACACAAGUAUGUGUUUGAUUACCAUGAUGGGGACGUCUUUGGCUGCGUGGCAGACAUCGGUUGGAUCACAGGGCACAGUUACGUGGUGUACGGCCCUCUGUGCAAUGGAGGUACCACCGUCCUUUUUGAGAGCACUCCAGUGUACCCCAAUCCUGGGCGUUACUGGGAAACAGUGGAGAGGUUACGAAUUAAUCAGUUCUAUGGAGCACCCACAGCAAUUCGCUUGCUGCUGAGAUAUGGGGACGACUGGGUAAAGAGAUACGACAGAUCUUCCCUCAAGACCCUUGGAUCAGUGGGAGAACCCAUCAACACAGAAGCGUGGGACUGGUACUUCAACGUGGUUGGUGAUGCGCGGUGCCCAGUACUUGACACAUGGUGGCAAACAGAAACAGGAGGCAUCUGUAUCUCUCCCCGUCCAUCCAGCCCCGGAGAUGAGAUUCUUCCAGGCAUGGCCAUGAGACCAUUCUUUGGGAUCAGCCCUGCCCUCCUGGAUGACAAGUGCCCUGUCCUGGGAGGAGCUCGGGCACAUGUCAGAAAUUCUACAAAGGGAAACAUCCUAACACAGAACAAUGUCUCUGGAGCCCUCUGCAUCUCUCAGGCCUGGCCAGGAAUGGCACGGACCAUUUACAAUGACCACAAGAAAUUUCUGGAAACCUAUUUGAUACCUUACCCAGGAUUUUUCUUCACGGGAGAUGGAGCCUAUCGUUCCAGCCAAGGAUAUUACCAGCUGACAGGACGUCUGGAUGAUGUCAUCAAUGUUAGCGGGCACAGGCUAGGCACGGCAGAGCUGGAAGAUAUUGUGAAUCAGCACAGAGCGGUGGCAGAGUCAGCAGUGAUUGGCUUCCCUCAUGAGAUCAAAGGAGAAGGAGCGUAUGUGUUCAUUGUGCUGAAGAAGGGGACUGAUGUCUCUCAGGAGCAGCUGAGCAAUGAACUCAAGGAGUUGGUCUCAAAGAAGAUUGCAAAAUAUGCAAGCCCUGAAUAUAUUCAGGUCACAAAGCGGUUACCCAAGACCCGUUCAGGUAAGAUUAUGCGCCGUGUCCUGAAGAAGAUUGUAGAGGACAAGGCAGAUGAGCUUGGGGACCUGACCACCUUAGAUGACCACGAGGCCGUGGAGGAGAUCAUCGAGGGGCACAAGCGCCUCCUGCAGGAGGAGCAGGGCCAGUAACCUGCUCCCCUUUUCUUCACC
This is a messenger RNA of Chelonoidis abingdonii (Abingdon island giant tortoise), 2458 nucleotides long. Lineage: Eukaryota; Metazoa; Chordata; Testudines; Testudinidae. The record is from RefSeq and is a predicted model, not a curated record.